AUGACCACGUUCGCCAAACAGGCUACGUUGCCAAGUCUCCCUGUGCCACCGCUCAAAGAUUCUUUGGAGAAAUACGUCGAAUCAGGUUUGUUGGCAACUUUUAAGUUUCAAAAAAAAAACCAAAGUGAACGCUGGUAACAAAAAACCUCAAAGUUGAGCUAAAAAUUUCUUCUUUGAUUUUUUUUUUCUCGCGUCAGAGAGUUCACAAGAAAAGCGGUAAAAUGUGAUGGUUUUUUAAAGAUAUUCAACUAGUUCAUUCCCUCUUUAGACUAUGGUAUUGUUAGCCUAGUGUAAUGAAAAUUAGAUUUAAACUUUGCACCCCUGUAGUUUACUUUGAUUCAAACCAUCAUUUUUUAGUCAGAGACCAUGUUUUGCACUUUGCCAACGCUUCGAUAAUGAUUCAAGGCUUGAUAAGGCCGCAAUCACUCUCUCCGUCAGUUCCGUGUUUUCCAGCGAAUGUACUUCUGUCGCCAGAAGAGCAGCGAAGACUCCGCCAAAAUGUCGACAAAUUUGCUGGCAGUGAACUUGCGGUGCAGCUUCAGGCGGCUCUAGAGAAAAAGGCGUUGAAUGAAAGAAAUUGGGUCAGAAUUUCCCUUCUCAUUUGGAGUUUCUCAAUCUUCCGAAGUCGCUGACAAUUCUUCAAAAAAAAAACCAUUUUAUUUUUUGCGGUGGUCUAAGAAACCCAACUUAAAUGCGCGAACACUCGAAAAAUUAGAAAUUUCGGAAAAUGGGACAAGUCUGCCUUCGGGAAUAUUUAGAAGACGUGUUUUCGGUCCCAUUCUUCUCGGUUCGGUUUUUGUGGCACGCAAGGUUAAUUGCACGUCAUUUUGCUACGUGUUUUUUGACUGGUGACUUUAUAAGGAAAAGUUGAGAAAAGAAAUAGGGACGGGAUUUAUGUAAUCAAAGUUUUACAAGCUUAACAAUAAUGUUGGGUAGCGAUGGAAAUGCAUCUUGUCCUUCAGACCAUAUACAAAACUCUCUGCCUCAGUUCGUCUAGAAAUCGGAAGAUUUACAGCUAGAAGAGUGGUGGUACGAUGCGUAUAAUGAGAUCCGAGAGCCUCUGGAGCCGUUCGUCAGUUUCGCAGCGCUGAACUCUCAUUUCGUGUCGUUGGAAGGCAGCCAGCUCUGCCGCGCCGCCGACGUCCUUCACCUCUGGGCGCGCGUCUGGCACAAAAUCCGCAGGUUUCGUUUCUUCAUAUCUCACCGCCAACAAGUGUUCGAAUCAAAAUAAACUUAGUAAAGCCUUUUUUCGAUUCGAAGCGAUAGUUUACGUGCUUUUAAUAUGCUUUAAUGUGAAGGAUUUAAAAAUCCCGUAAACUAUAUAUAGCUUCGAAUCGAGAGUUCCAAGGGACUUACCAAAUUUUUUGUUUUUUCAGCGAGCAAUGGCCGGUCACGGCGAGUCGUGGAGUCGUAUGGGAUAUGUCGCAAUUUCACAAUCUUCUAAAUAGUCGACGAACGCCAAAAGCUCCUAAAGACGUUAUCGAGAGAAGUUUCAAAACAAGUUUGAUGGGGCUGAAUGGAUUGAAAAUUUUUGUGAACCUCAGAAUCCGAAGGGAAAUGUCCAAGUGGAGCGGUUGUCAAUUGUCGAGGCGUGUUAUGGCUUAUAAAUUUAGUAGAUUCAGCGGAAAAUGUCAAGUCUCCCGAUGAACUUUACAAAGUGAGUAUAAGUUUGAGACUUUUUUUCGCAAGACCAAUUUAGGUGCUCGAUUUCAUCGCGAAAAAUUCAAAAAGAAAUAACUCCUGUGUAUCAAUUCUGACGACGUCUCAUCGGGACACUUGGGCUGAAGUUUGUUUCGAAGCCCUCAAAGUGAUACAUUUGUUGAGUAUUCGAAUUUCAGAACAGAGCCAAGCUGAUUGGGAUUAGUAAACAGAACGAAGAGUUGCUGCAAAGUCUCGAAGAAAGCGUUUUGGUGCUCACUCUGGCAGACAAGUCUUUAGCCGAUCAUCAGAAUGUUUGUCAAGUCAGAUAAAUGUUGUUAUUUUGGAACGACAGACGAUGCGAGACGUCUUCAUGGACGAGAGUUGGUACGUUUGGCAGGACAAGAGCCUCAACGUCGUCAUCUAUGAAGAUGGUCAGAACGCAACACAUGGAGAGGUUCACCAAAUAAGGAUUUAUUUUUUCAAAAAGGCUACUCAGCAUUCAAACGUUGACGCAAUCGUAGUUCUGCAAACGAGUGACGAAGUGGCUACGAAAGUUAGGAAAGAACUGUGGAUCCCGGAAGACGUCGACUUCGAGAUGCCGCAGAGGCUCGACUUCGAGCUUGACCAAGCCCUUCGAGAUGUCAUUUCAGAGGCUGACCAGACGUUCCACAAAACAGUUGGUUUUUAAUAGUUUCCGAGCUUGAAGCGGAUAAAUCAUAAUAUUUUUCAUCCAGAAAGAAGCUUUUCGAGCGAGAGUAGUUCAUUUUCGUGGCUACGGCAACGACAAAUGCCGUGCUUCCAAACUCUACACAGACACUUUGGUUCAAAUCGCUCUACAGCUGGCGUUUGUCAAAACCCACGGAUUGUGAGCUAGAAUAGGUACUUUGAAAAAAAAAGGAAGUUUCAGUCUUGCUCCGAUCUACGAAACAGCGUCUACGAGGAAGUUUUUCCAUGGACGGACGGAGACUGUCCGAGGCUGCACUAGACAAUUCUCAGCUUUUGCGAAGAAAGUCUUCGAAAAUGCUCCGGUACCUUAUUUCGUGACCAAAACUUUUUUAAACAUGGGGUUUUUUUCUGUUUCUAAAAUGAUUUUCUCCUCAAAAAAAUCAGAAUUAAUUGAAACCCUUGAAACGUUUUUUUUCGGGAGUUAAAAGGAAAAAACUGACUGCAACUCCUUUCAGUUGACAGAGCAGCAGAAACUGUUCGGAGAAGCUGUCGCUGCUCACAACUUCCUCAUGGAAGAGUGCAUGGAAGGCCGCGGGUUCGACCGUCAUCUUUUCGGCUUGAGAAAAACACUAGAACUGUUCAACCGCGGAUGCUCACCCAAGCGUCCGCUUCCCGAGUUUCUCCAGGACGACACCUGGACCAAGGCCGGCGGCGGCGGUAACUUCCUUCUCUCUACUAGGUGAAACUCAAGUUUAUUUUUUCUAUUCGAAGACUUGUGGUUCAGUUUGACUGGCUACAUGGCCGGCGACGAGCUCGGCGCAUACGGUUAUGUCAACGCCAUGAGACCCGACGGCUAUGGCUGCUUCUACAGAAUCGGAAAAACUAGGCGAGAAUUUCCAUGCCUUGUUCCGUGUGAACCCUGUUUCUUCAGAAUAACGGUGACAGUAUCCGACUGGAAAGGCUCAAAAUCGAACAUCGACGCGUUUUGCGACGCGAUUUCCUGGGCUUUCAAUCAUUUGGAAAGUCUACUACCGGCCGCUCCCUCCAAGCUUUGA
This is a messenger RNA of Caenorhabditis auriculariae, 3362 nucleotides long. NCBI's taxonomy places the organism in Eukaryota, Metazoa, Nematoda, Chromadorea, Rhabditida, Rhabditidae. The record is from the annotation of a GenBank genome assembly.